AAGUGUUUUAAAAUAUAUGAGUGUCUUUUAUUUAUUUAUUUUAGCUAUUUUUGGUACUUCAGAAGCCGGAUAAUCCACGAUAUAAACUCAACAUAUUUAUUUUUUCUUUCUGAGGACAUUUAUCGAAGCAAUGGAUGAAUUACAUCGAGGUUAUAGAAAGGCCAGAAAAUAUCUUCGACUGACUGCCAAAGCAUUUGAAUUGUCUGAUGCAAACUUCCAGCGCUUAUUUGGCCUUACCAAACCAUUAGUGCGACUACUCAUAGAGGAUCUUACUCCACAUGUAAGACAAGCAGACCGUAACACGAAGAUCCCGCUAAACCUGAAGGUUCUCGUAGCAUUAAACUUUUAUUGCUCUGGGAGUUACCAAAAGCGCGUGGGUCAAGAUUUUCUUACAUGCUUGAGUCAGGCCUCUGUUAGCAGGAUCAUCAGGGAAAUCAGUCAGUUAAUUGCUCACAAUUUGCUCAACAAAUAUAUCACUUUCCCAAACACGAGAGCCAGUGCUGAGCGAACCAAAGCGGGUUUUCAGGAGAAAUACGGGAUUUAUGGCGUUAUUGGCGUUAUUGAUGGUACACAUAUCCGGCUUUCUGGUUUGAAUAGAGCUUCGGCUCAUUCUUUUUUCAACAGAAAGAGAUACUAUUCUUUGAAUGUGAUGAUGGUAUGUGAUUCUGACUGUUACAUCUCAGCCCUUAACGCCAAUUUCCCAGGUUCUGCUCAUGAUUCUCAUAUUUGGAGAAUGAGCGAUCUGAACACUUAUUUAGAAAGGAAGUGUUACAGCUCACAAAAUGACACAUUUUUGUUGGGAGAUAAGGCUUACGGUCUCACACCUUGGUUGCUCACACCAUUAAGAGGAAAUCUAAGUCGUCAAGAAAAGGCUUACAAUAAAUGGCAUAGGACCGCGCGUCUUUCCAUUGAACGCACCUUUGGAAUCUUAAAAAAUCGUUAUCGCUGUCUUAACGGAAAAGAACGAGCUCUGCGAUAUAAUCCAGAAAUAGCAAGCUACAUUGUGGCAUCGUGCUGUGUCCUACACAACUUAAGCGUAAUUGCUAGUCUACCACGAGUAGAUGCAACAAUGUACGGAAACGACUCUGAAAUUCCAGAUACUGCAAAUGCUCGUAUGGCUAUGGAUGUGUGCAGUAUGGGACGAAUUGUGCAGCGCCGGAUUGUAAAUAUGAUGAAUCCUCAUCUUGAAUAGAUCUCCAUUUCACAUAAAAAAAAACAAGAAUUCAAAAAAAAAUUAUAUUUCUCUACUAUUACUUCCAUUUCUUUUUUUAUAAUUCAAUUUCCAAAAUGUUUGUUUUUAUUACAAAGCAGAAAGUUCAUUUUUAGAAAUUCACUGAAACAAAACAAAAUGUCAUAACUGGCCCAUAGAAAACGCAUAAGUCUCUUUCGGAUAUUCAGGUUUGGUUGAAUGAAAAAUGAAAAUGAACGCCUCCUCGCUUUUCCAAGGUUUCAAUGCGAUUCUUCAAUAUUUUAUUUUCUUUUUCCAAAG
Phlebotomus papatasi is the source of this 1489-nucleotide messenger RNA. Its product is annotated as putative nuclease HARBI1. Bases 131 to 1192 code for a protein of 353 amino acids. The record is from RefSeq and is a predicted model, not a curated record. NCBI's taxonomy places the organism in Eukaryota, Metazoa, Arthropoda, Insecta, Diptera, Psychodidae. The transcript is spliced from 5 exons.